AUGCUUAUUAUUUUGGCGUCCCAUGCCAAAUCUGUGGAGAAAUUAGAAGCUUCCGUGGAAACAGAACAAUCUUCCCCACCUGACACUGACGCUGAUAUUGGCCCUGGCGCGGAGCUUGAUAGUGAAUUUUUGGCGCAGUCGAAGGAACAGAUCACAGCUGAGUUUUUAACUUUCAGUGCACCCGAGGAAGAUGAAGACGAAGCAAAAAUAGACGAUUUACUUGAGUUAUUAAAGCCACAACGUAUAUUUCUAAUUGAGCAACCUGAAAACGUCACAGUAAUAGAAUUCAAUCGAAAUGCGGUGCACAUCGAUGAACAACCAGAAAAAAUUGACGUUGACGCUGAGAAAACUGCAACUCCUACAGAGGAGUAA
Molecule: messenger RNA, 372 nt
Organism: Ceratitis capitata (Mediterranean fruit fly)
Lineage: Eukaryota; Metazoa; Arthropoda; Insecta; Diptera; Tephritidae
Exons: 1
Coding region: 1-372 (123 amino acids)
Source: RefSeq, a predicted model, not a curated record